This is a messenger RNA of Capsella rubella, 892 nucleotides long. Its product is annotated as pyrrolidone-carboxylate peptidase. Gene Ontology annotation, molecular function: pyroglutamyl-peptidase activity. The record is from RefSeq and is a predicted model, not a curated record. The coding region runs from base 122 to 781 and encodes 219 amino acids. Gene Ontology annotation, cellular component: cytosol. The transcript has 5 exons. NCBI's taxonomy places the organism in Eukaryota, Viridiplantae, Streptophyta, Magnoliopsida, Brassicales, Brassicaceae. Gene Ontology annotation, biological process: proteolysis.
CUAUCUUUCUCUCAGAUUUUACAGGCAAAUCGAUUUGAUUUCAGUCGAAGAGACACACAAAGCUUUCAAUUGUGUUCAUCGUCUCUCAGGUUUCAGUAUCUGUUCUCUCUAAGUUGUAUUGAUGGGUUCUGAAGGACCAACGGGUGUGACGAUUCAUAUCACAGGGUUCAAGAAGUUCCAUGGAGUUGCUGAGAAUCCUACUGAGAAAAUGGCGAACAGCCUGAAAGAAUAUUUGGCUAAGAAUAGUGUGUCGAAAGAUUUGAUUCUUGGAAGCUGUACUGUGCUUGAGACGGCUGGUCAGGGAGCUCUUGCUUCUCUUUAUCAGUUGUUACAAUCUGCGGUUAAAACGGAAGAAUCAGAGUCAUUGACCGGAAAAACCAUCUGGGUUCACUUUGGAGUUAAUAGCGGCGCUACGAAAUUUGCAAUUGAGCAACAGGCUGUGAAUGAAGCGACUUUUCGUUGCCCUGAUGAAUUGGGUUGGAAACCUCAGAAUUUGCCAAUUGUUCCUUCUGAUGGUCCAAUUUCAACUGUAAGAAAGACUACUCUUCCAGUUGAAGAUAUAACAAAGGCUUUGGGGAAUAAGGGCUUUGAGGUGAUAUCAUCAAAUGAUGCAGGUCGAUUUGUGUGCAACUAUGUCUAUUACCACUCUCUGAGAUUCGCGGAGCAGAACAAGACCAAAUCACUCUUUGUUCACGUUCCACUUUUCGUUGCCGUGGAUGAAGAAACUCAGAUGAGAUUCACGGUUUCUCUGCUGGAGGUACUCGCUUCUAUUUGCAAGUAAUGUUAUCCCAAAUGUGGAUAUUCUUGUUCAUGAAAUGCGCAAUCAUGGACUGAUUUGUCUCCCCAUGAAAAAUUCGCCUAUCAAUAAAUGGAAUAUAAGUUCACUUCUCUA